UUCUACGGUGACAGCAAAACUCAUUUUACUAUAACAUGGACAGCCGAUGGAUACAGAUCAACCGGGUGUAUUGACUUAAAAUGUGAUGGAUUCGUGCCAGUUAACUAUGCACCAAUUACCCCAGGAGAUAGUUUGGAGGGGCAAAGUAAGAUAUCAAUCAAGAUAUUCAAGAAAAAGGAUGAUGGAGAUUGGUGGUUAUACUUUGGUCAUGAUGGUCAGAACCUUGCUCCCGUGGGAUUUUGGCCAAAGAAUAUCUUCACCAGUUUGGCAGACCAUGCAAAUAUAAUAACUUGGGGAGGCUACACGGGAUCUUUUUCAGGAGAUUCCAGCCCCCCAAUGGGGAAUGGCAAGUGGCCAGGAGCAAAUUCUGCAACAUAUCAAGAUGUCCAGUAUGUUAGCGGUGAUGGCCAAGGCUACGCUCCCCCUCCGUGGCCCGGUGGUGUUCAUGCCGAUGUGACCCAUAAGAACUGUUAUCAACUGAGCCCGUUUACGAAUAACAUGUUCUACUAUGGGGGUCCGGGAGGUUGUAGUGAUUAG
This is a messenger RNA of Panicum virgatum (switchgrass), 537 nucleotides long. RefSeq lists its product as uncharacterized. The record is from RefSeq and is a predicted model, not a curated record. The transcript is spliced from 3 exons. The annotation marks the transcript as partial. NCBI's taxonomy places the organism in Eukaryota, Viridiplantae, Streptophyta, Magnoliopsida, Poales, Poaceae.